ACAGCAGGAACAAGAAGCUCCUGGAAAACUCCAGCUCUUCCAUGAGUAUAUCCUGGCCCUGGGGCCUGAGAUCUCUCCAUGCAGGAACAGCCACAAACUCCGGAGGUGGCGGCAUCGCCCGUCCCACCACCUCCGGCCCCGCCGUCCAGCCAGCCGCUGGUCCCUUCACUGCCAGUGUUCGUGGACCACGCAAUCCAACCAAGCAAGGAACUCAUUAAGCCCAAAGCGAUUUUAGGACGCCCAUUAGAGAGACCCACAGAGGUUGGUGCGGCUGGUGCUGGUGCUGGUGCUGGUGCUGGUGCUGGUGCUGGUGGUGGUAGUGGUCCUGCUGCUGCUGCUGUUGCUGACGAGUGCCCAGGAUCAGGGGCCAGGGGAGUUGGAGUCAAAAAUCAUCGCUGUCAGCGGAUCCGAGCCAGCCGAGAAGCAGGCUCACGGUUUGCCAUGGAGGGCUUGGACGAUAAACUGAUCCUGAACGUAGGGGGCAUGCGCCAUGAGACCUACAUCAGCACCGUGCGGGCCUUUCCAGGCACCCGCCUCUACAAGCUGACCGAACCACCCCCGCCUGGCACCCCAGCUGCUCAGGGUCCACCAGUCCGAGAGUUUUUCUUUGAUCGCAAUCCUGAGCUCUUUAGCUAUGUCCUGGGCUACUACCGUACCCGGCAGUUGCAUUGUCCUGCCGAUGUUUGUCGGGAUGUCCUAGAGGAGGAGUUGGCUUACUGGGGCCUGGCUGAAGCGCCAUUGGCACCUUGCUGCUGGCUCAAGCUAGGUGGCAGGGAGACCCGUACGCAGGAUUUCCUGUCCUGGGAAGCCUGUGAGAAUGCCCAUGUGGAUGAACGCCUUCUGCUGAACCCCAUCGAAAACCAGGGACUGCGGAAUGCUUGGAAGCCAUGGCUCUGGAUGCUUCUUGAUCAACCUCGGUCAUCCCUAGGGGCCAAGUGCCUUUCCCUGAUCUCCGCCCUCUUUGCCGUGUGUGCCCUGGUCAUCUUCUUCCAGGAGACGGAGGUCCAGCUGGAUUAUUUCUCUGCCAACUUCACUCCUGUGGGACAUGGGGUGGGGGCAGGAGGGAACCAGCAGCAGCCGCAGCAACAACAACAGCAACAGAACAAUGGUCUUGUUUACCGCCGAGCCCCCCACUUGCUUUACCUGGAAUUGCUGUGUGCCCUUUGGUUUGGAACUGAGCUCUUUGCCCGGGCCAUUUCCUGCCCUGAUAAGGUGCGCUUUCUGUGUAGCCCUCUCAAUCUGGCUGACAUCUUCUGUUUGUUCCCUGUGCUGGUAGAAUUAGUGGUGGGUGACAAGGCUGAACGGCAACCCCGCCUUAGCCUUACUCUGGGAGCCAUUCGUUCUCUCUAUGUUCUCAAGUUGGUGCGUCUUCUGGGCUUUCUUGAAAAGUCUUUGGCCUUGAGAGUCUUGGUUCAUACUCUCCAUUCCUCCUGGAAAGAAGUAUGUGCCUUUAUCCUAAUUUGGGUAGCUGAAAUCUUAUUCUUUGGUUCACUCUUCCUCUAUGGAGAGCUCUUGGGCAUGUCUACCCCAAGUCAGGGUGAGCUCCACUUUGGAGAUAUCUUUACAUGUCUCUGGUGGACUGUGAUAACUCUCACCACUGUCGGCUAUGGAGAUGUCUACCCCCUUUCUGCUCUGGGUCAGCUUACUGCUGCUGUCACAGCAACCGUGGGCAUGUGCACUGGUGUCUUGCUGGUGCCUGUGCUCCUGGUCCGCUUCCAGCGCUAUUAUGCCGUAGCCCUGGCUCGCCAGAAACUGAGGCCCAGUGGCCUAUAAUGGGCCAUUGAUCAAGAGGGGUAGGGGCCCACCUUCCCUUCCUCUUGCCAGUUUCUGGUUAUUGAUAAUGAUUUCUGACUUUGGACUUGGAAAAGAAAACAAUUCUUCAAGAAUAGCCCUCGGUCAUGGCAAUUCCUGAUCAUCAGGAUCAGCUAAACAUGGCCAAUAGGUCAGCUUCUUUCUUCUCCUCAAGGGGGCGCCCUGGAGGAAGAGCCUGAGGCGCAAAGUUUUUUAGGCCUCAGUGUCCUUGACCCACCCUAAGCCCUUCUCUUCUUACUCCUGAAAUAACCAGGAAGGAUAGUUUCCUGGAUUGGUGCUAUAAUUCUCGCAACCAGUUCUGUCCCUUUCUCACAUUCCUGCCUCCCCCAGUGGACCCUAUCGCUAGAUAGGGGACUUUGGGGUGACAGUAACCAUAAUAUAUCAGCUGGUUACAUGGGAAUAUCAAUGGUGAUUGGCAGUGGGUAUAAAUAGUAAUUGUUUGUGAAUAUCUUGAUAGAAACUGGUUGUGAGUAUCAAUGACAAUUGCUACCUUCGUUACCCAGGUAUAGCCAAAUUGUAGCAUUGCUCUGCAUACUGAUCCUGGGACAAAGGCUUCUGACAGUCUUUGAAGAUUCUCAGAGAUUCUAGGCAGAUGCGGGUCAGCCAUGACUGAACCCAAAGCACUCCAACUCUAUGACCUCUUUAUCCCAUUAUAUUUUUACCCAAUCCUUCCUUCCCCCAUCUCUGUGAGUUUUUUCCCUAAUAUUUUAGACAUAGUAUUAAGCCAUCAGUAAUCAUGAUAUAUUAGUCAAUAUUAGCCACAAUAUAUCAGCUACAAUAACAGUAUAUAGUCACUAAUAGGCAUGAAAUGUUAUCGUUACACAUUGCAUGGACAGGAAUGAGGAAACUGGGAUUGUUGACAAGAACAGGCACUCAAUUUCCUCUUCCAAAUUUUUUCCAUAUUUUUAAUAAAAAUUUACUCAUUUAUAAUUCUUUUAAAAAAAUUUUUUUCCAAACACUUUUCAGUACCCACAACGGGUCUACCUCCAAUUCUCCAAUCCUAGCUGCUAUUUGAAUAUUCUUACCUUCCGAUCUCUUCCAUUUCUUUUUCUUCCUCUUCUCCUCCUCCUUCUCCUCCUGCUCCUUCUCCUCCUCCUCCUCCUCCUUCCUGCAUGCUCUUGCCUCUUGGAUUUUCCUGUGGUGUCUCUCAUCAACUCUCUUGGAACUGGCUUCCAGGAGGAACAGAAGGGGCCUCCUCAGGUCUAACAUCAAAUCAAGCCACUAGGUUGUCUGAGAAAGUACACCAGGCAACUUGGCUGAGCUGGGAGGUGAAUUGAGCCCUCAUUGUUUCUGAAGCUGUGAGCAUAAUUCUGUUUACAAAACAUUUA
This is a messenger RNA of Dipodomys ordii (Ord's kangaroo rat), 3140 nucleotides long. RefSeq names its product potassium voltage-gated channel subfamily C member 1-like. The coding region runs from base 79 to 1773 and encodes 564 amino acids. Gene Ontology annotation, biological process: potassium ion transmembrane transport; protein homooligomerization. Gene Ontology annotation, molecular function: delayed rectifier potassium channel activity; protein binding. The record is from RefSeq and is a predicted model, not a curated record. Lineage: Eukaryota; Metazoa; Chordata; Mammalia; Rodentia; Heteromyidae. Gene Ontology annotation, cellular component: neuronal cell body membrane; dendrite membrane; voltage-gated potassium channel complex. The transcript is spliced from 4 exons.